GGCCUGAUGCAGCCAGACAUGGACGGAUCUUCGCGCCCUCAUCCAGCCCGCGGCCCGCAGUCGUCUGUGCCUUGCGGAAGGAGCACUCUUCUUCCUUAGCAGCAGCCAGCGCCCAGCAGGCAAUACCGUCACUCGGUCGGCUCCUUGCCGAUUCCCCCACCCCCGCAAGCCGCGGCGAUGGCCUACGAUCUCCCGUUCACUCUCUUCGUACUCCUCUUCCUCGUCCUCCUACAGACGCCGAGCUCCUCAUGGCGACCGGCUGACGACGACGACGCGUCGGUCUCGAGGUCGGCUUUCCCCAUGGAGGGUGACGUCGCCUGGGUGGUGCAGGUCAGCGACCUCCAUAUCAGCACCUACAACCCUGAGCGUGCCGCCGAACUCGCGCUCCUCGGCACCGCGCUGCGCGCAAUCCGGCCUCACCUUCUCCUCGUCACCGGUGACAUCACCGAUGCUAAGAAUCAGCAAAGAACUAGUUCAAGGCAGGAUGAAUACGAAUGGAUUACCUACAAGAAAACUAUUGAUGCAAUUGUUGGAAGCGGUGGCAUUGAUAAGAGCAGGAUAUUUGAUAUUAGAGGCAAUCAUGAUACAUAUGGAGUGCCUUAUAGAGGAGGAAAAUUGGACUUCUUCUCAACUUACAGCGUUAACUCACAGUUUAAGCGAUUAAGCACCAUCAGUAGUAUAUUGCUUCAGGGAGAUAGAAGCUACCAAUUUCUGGGUAUUGAUGAUACCAUGAAUGUUGGCAUUCGUUUUCCUGCAAAUCUUUUUGGCCAUUCUACUGAUAAAAGGAUAGAAGCGGUAAAUUCAGAGCUUCAAUACUGGACCAAUCAUUCCAAUGUUCCAGUUACCAAAGUAGUUUUUGGACAUUUCCCUAUGUCAUUCACUGCAUCAUCUGAAAAAGGACAGCGAUAUGAAAGUGUGCUUGCAGGGCAGUCUAUUUCAGCAUACCUAUGUGGUCAUCUCCAUGCAAAAGUUAGUAAGCAGCUUUGGAGGUAUCAUGAAAUCAGAACAACAGAAGAUCACAAGUCAAGCUUUUGGGAAUGGGAACUUGGAGACUGGAAGGACUCCAGAUUGAUGAGGAUUUUAGCAAUAGAUGGUGGUGCAGUCUCAUUCAUAGACCACACAUUGAAACAUGCACUCCAAACUUCCAUCUUGAUCACAUAUCCAACAGAUUCAAGAAGUAUGAAUAUGUUGGAUUCAGAAAAGUGGUCGAUGAGAAAUGAUAUAAAUGUCCUUAUUUUCUCUCAUCAAUUUAUAAGUAAUGUGAGUGCUAGAAUCUUUGACUCUCAUUGUGAGUUUAAGAUUGUCGAGGAGAUACCUCUGCAGCUUGUUACCAGUACUUCUGCUCACAGACCUUUGUUCCAUGCCAAAUGGAAUGCUGAAAAUUACAGAAGUUCAUCCGCCACUCGCUACUGGUUGCAGGUGUUUGUUCUUGAUUCUCAUGGUGUAAAAAUUUCAAGUGAGCAGAGACCAUUUUCAGUUGAGGGUAAGAUGGCAAUUCCCACAAGUCCAUGGACCAACUAUCUGCUCUUUGAAGUCCAGUGGGAAGGCAUGUAUCAAGUUCUUCUGUGGAGUAAUUUGGCCUUCACCAUUGUAUUGUUGUUCAUCCCCAAACUAUUGUAUCACUUUGUUAGGAGAAGUUCAUCAUAUCAAAGGUGGGCUGUGUCAAUUCCGUCCUCCUCUAUCCAGCAGAGAAAACCUUACUUUUGGUUGGUUUGGUUUUUAAUGGAGGGCACAAGGAGUAAACCUUUCUGGUUUUCUAUGGUAACAUAUGUGCUCUGGCUAAUUGAAAUGCCAUGGUUUUGGGGCCAUGCAACGUCUGAAAAUGGAGAAAUCGCUCAAAUGUACUUAUCUGGAUGGAGCGUGCCAAUUCAUGAUGGGGGCUUGACGGGCAACAAACUGAGCAACCCAGAUGUGCUUGUCAUCACACUACCGUUCCUCUAUCUGGUGCUUGUCCCAGUAAUAGUCCUUACAUAUGGUCUGUUUGCAGAAAAGGCUACUGUGUUUUUGCAGCACAGAAGAAGAGUAGUAUACUCUCUUGACUCAACAAAUGUGCAUGCCGAGUCACCAAGAUUGCUGCCAGUUGCUCCAAGGGCUUCACUAAUGAAAUUCGCCGACAAGAUGGUGUCCAUGGUGAUCCAAUUUUGUGGUAGCUGGACAAGAAGGGCUCUUCUACUUGCAUGCUUGAUCACCGCAGCAAUACAUUUGAAGCUCUGUUCCAAACUAAUGUCAGCAUAUGGAACUGUACCAGUAGCAUUGUCACCCCCAUUGACAUGGAUACCAUUGUUGCUAUUAGGUGGUGCUGCCUAUUGUACAGUUCUCCAUGCAGAUUAGCGCUCAGUACUCUGCAAUCCUGAAGUGUAGUACUUAUUUGCAUUGGAGGAUUAGGGCUCAUAACUGUGAAUUCCUGAAGUGAACGUAGUUGCGUUUCGGGUGCGUGCUGCUGCUGUGCAUUAAAUCCUGGAACUGUGGAACAUGUCACCUUUCGAUGGUUAACUGCAUGGGUGCUGGCUAACCAAAGAUAAAGUAGAAACAGUUUAAUGGUUGAGACUUGAGAGUGCAAACUGCAGAGUAGAACAUCUGGAUGGAUGGACCAAAACUGGUAGCGGUGGCUCGUCGUUGUGUCUAACCCUCGCCGCAGCAAGAGGAGAUGGAACAGUGGCUUGGACAGAGAGGUUGUUGAUCGGAUGGCUGUGAGGGGAGUGAUGGGGGUAGGGACGUAGGGUGAGAGGGAAACCAUGGCGGCUAGGUAUUUUUUGUGCUGAGUAGGCUGUUGUGUUUGUGUACAGGGGAUAUUUUCCCAAGUGGACCACUCUAUUGGUGUGUGGGCCUCUCGGCCAGAAUUUCGGUCUGCAUGGUUAUUUUCACGAGUGGGUCAUUUUGUUGGUGGAGCGUAUUUUGGUUAGAAAUUCUAACGGCUUCGGGCUAGUUUGGUAAUCUUAUUCUUCAAAGAGAUUUCCUUUUUUUAGGGAAAUUAGUUUAUUUUUCCUUAGAAAAAUAAGAAUCUUUUGAAAAAAAUAAAGUUGACAAACUAGCCUUAAGGGGUCAGAUGUGUGGUUGACCACAACUAGUUUGAAAACGCAAUUCCACUUAGAAUUGGACCAAUCUAAAGCGAAUUUGAGUUUCUAAACUAGCCUAAGAAUUCUGAAGGACAAACCAAUCUUUAAGUGUAAAUGUGGAACCAACAACUAAAACUUGAACCCUUGUGCAUAAUUUUAUCUUAUUUUUUCAUAAAACGGGAAGGAAAAUGAUGACGCGCGAAGAGAAUGAAACCGUGGAACUGUUAAAACCGGUGCUUUAUAUAUUAGAAAUUUGGACGUCUAUGUAUCUUCUCAUGUGUGUUGAACUGAUUUGGUGUGGAAUUUAGAUUCACAUCAAACCACUCCAUCACAUAUAAAUGGAGAGAGAUGUAUAGACAUCUAAGAUCUAGUUUGAGUACUUUAGUAUUGACUCUAAUCUAUAUUUGUUGAGGUGGAUUGGGAUAUAAGUUACAUCCUAAUCCACCUUAACACAUGUAGAUCCUAAGUAACCAAACAAAGUCUAAAUAAGUUAGAAGUUUUUUUUUACCACAGGGAUUUCUUCGUGAGACCGCCUUUCCUUUCAUUAUAAACCUGGAUAUUGAGAAAGCACAAACUGCACAUACCAACCGUUCAAGCUACAUCCUCACCAAAAAAAAAA
Messenger RNA from Zea mays, 3675 nucleotides. Its product is annotated as Putative metallophosphoesterase. Gene Ontology annotation, molecular function: hydrolase activity. Lineage: Eukaryota; Viridiplantae; Streptophyta; Magnoliopsida; Poales; Poaceae. The coding region runs from base 178 to 2331 and encodes 717 amino acids. The record is from RefSeq and is a predicted model, not a curated record. The transcript has 4 exons.